UCUUUUUUCUGUUAAGUAGUUUACUGCUAUCUUUUGGUCAAUAAAAACCUUGCUUAGUUCACCUAGUACAUGCACAAACCAAACAUAACACUACUUUAAAAACAUUCCAUAAGGAAAUAUGCACAAGCCACAAACUUAAGAAAAGAAUAGACCACAUUCUUAUCCAUUUUGUUUGGAAGAUGAGAAUCACUUACGUUAUAAUGAUGAUACCUGUAUUUUGGGCACUUGUUCUGGCUCAGCCAAGCUGCCCUGGGGCAUUAACAUCUUUGACUCCUUGCUUGAGCUUUGGUGUCGGAAAUUCGUCCACCCCUACUUCAUCUUGCUGCUCGGAGCUUGCUAAUAUGCUUCAAACAGUGCCUACAUGUAUUUGCGACGUGCUUAAUGGUAGUGGUGCACAAGCACUCGGUGUUCUACUUAAUCAGACUCUGGCUCGUGCUCUUCCUAGUGCGUGCGAUAUAAAAACUUCAGCCCUUCCCCAAUGUGAUGGACUAGUACCUGAAACAACAGGAAAUGGUGCAUAUUCUCAAGGAUCCGUAAUAAAGAUACCAUUACUGCUAGUGCUUGCUAUUUCAUUCACAUUACUCGCUACAUUCUUUCAAUUUUAA
This is a messenger RNA of Amaranthus tricolor (Joseph's coat), 605 nucleotides long. RefSeq names its product non-specific lipid transfer protein GPI-anchored 5-like. Bases 180 to 605 code for a protein of 141 amino acids. The record is from RefSeq and is a predicted model, not a curated record. Lineage: Eukaryota; Viridiplantae; Streptophyta; Magnoliopsida; Caryophyllales; Amaranthaceae. The transcript has 2 exons.